CACCCCCAACUUUUAUACUCACAUGUACGAGCACAGUGAGAACAAUAUUAUUAUAUUAUCCAAUAUCCAUGCGAGUCACGAAAACAACAGACUACGGUAGACUGCAUGAGAUCUUAUCGUGCUCUCAAGACAACGUUAUUACUUAUUACUUAUUUUUAAAAAUCUGAUUUAACCUAAAAAAUCGAUUUUUAAAUUUUACGGCACCCCUCCUUUUGACAGAUAAUAUUGUUAUUAUUAAAUUGUUGUGAUUAUCGUAACAUAUAUUUUAGUUUUCAAACAUUUUUAUCGUUGCCAAACAGUGUUAUGAUUUUUUGAAAUAUUUUUAAUUAUUUAAUUUUGUUUUUGUAUAACAGUUGAUUUUUCUAUUUGACAAAGUUUUAAUUUUAAUUUUAAAAUGAGUACUACGGUAGAUGAAGAAUUUAACAAAAAUAACAUUGCAAUUAAUGAAGCUAAGGAUGAUUCAUUCCAGAAAAUUUCUCGUCCUGUAAAGACAGUAUUGUAUGAAGGACUUCAAGAAAAGGAUGUAGGAAUUACAGAAUUUACAUCAUCUAUUCCUGGGAUUUCUGGUAUAUUGAAACACAGGUUGUCUGAUUUUCAAGUGAAUGAAAUUGCGUUAGAUGGAACUGUUGUGCGACUUACAAGUCGCACUGUUCCAGAAAAGGAAGCCGAAGAUCCUAAUUUGGAAGAUGCUGUUGAUGAAACUGGUUUAUGUGAGAAAUAUUCAAAGGAUAUUGAUGAAUUGGUAGAAUUACAGAGUACCAAAAGCAUUGAAAUCAAUGUAGAUGGAUUAACUAAAGAACAACGUAAAUCAAUACAUAAUUUUUUAAAAUUCAAGUAUGGUAGUAAAGUUAGCACUAACACUAAAAAAGAUGAUCAGAACAAACAGUUUAUAGUCAUAAGAUUAUCUACACUUGUUAAAAAUGAUAGACAAACAUGGCCUAAAUCUAGACCUGAAUAUCUCCAUUUUGCAUUACAUAAAUGUAACAUGGACACAACAAAUGUUGUGAGCAUUCUUUCAAAACAAAUGAGAGUGAAAGUUAAUACAAUUAAACAUGCUGGCACAAAAGAUAAACGUGGAAAUACAACUCAAAUGUUAUCAGUUCGAAAAUUAAAUGCUAAUAGUGUAGCGAAAGUUAAUGCCAGAAAUAUAUGGACUGGUAACUAUGUAUACAAAGAUUCUACACUUAAAUUAGGUUCCUUAAAAGGAAAUAGGUUUCGCAUUGUUCUAAGAAAUAUUAAAGGAAAUGAUGAAGAAGUAUCUAAUGCUAUUGAAAUGUUAAAAUUGCACGGGUUCAUUAAUUAUUAUGGUUUACAAAGAUUUGGUAGCUCAGUUGUAUCUCCCACCUAUGUUGUUGGAAAGUCCUUGGCUUGUGGUAACUGUGAAGAGGCUAUUGAGCAUAUUUUAAAACCUAGACCGCUGGAGAGUGCCUUUGAGAAUGACACUGAUCGUGCUAGAUCAGUAUGGUGGAAAACUAGAGACCCAAAGUUGGCUUUAAAAGAAUUAUCCAAAAAAAAUUAUACAGUUGAAGCAAAAAUAAUACGAUCAUUAGCUUUUAAUGGUCCUAAGGCUUAUGUUAACGCUUUUCAAAUUAUUCCAAGAAACCUGGUAUUAUUAUAUCUUCAUUCUUACCAAAGUUUAAUGUGGAACAAGAUUGUAUCACAACGUAUUCAAAAGUUUGGUUUGAAGCCAAUUGUGGGUGACUUAGUGUUCAAGGACAAUGAAUCAAAAGAAGUACUUGAAGUAAUUGAUGGAGAAGAAAUCAAAGAAGAAGACGAAGAAGAAGAAACUGAUGUAAAUAAUGUAAAAUUUCCAGAAGUUGAAACGAUAUCAGAAGAAAAUUUAUCCAAAUAUACUAUUUUCGAUGUUGUGUAUCCAUUACCAGGUUGUGAUGUAAGUUAUCCAACAAAUGAAAUAGGAAAAUGGUAUAUUGAUCUUUUAGCUAAAGAUGACUUAACUUCUGAAAAACUUUCAAAGAAAAACAAACUGUUUUCACUGAAAGGCACUUAUAGGUCUAUUGUAUCUAAAGCCGAAGAUAUAGUCUGGACUACCAUUAAUCAUAAUGAUUUAAAUGAUGAUUUGUUAUUGUCUGAUAUUGAAGUAAUAGAAAAUAAACAACCAUUUAUUUCUGUACCAGAUGGUUCUUUCAAAUCAUUGUCAAUCGAAUUCUCUCUGCGCCCUUCCAAUUAUGCUACCAUGGUUGUAAGACAAAUAACAAAACAGGACACUUCGUCUCACACACAAGCUUCAUUGUGCAAAAUUUCAAACAAUAAUAAACGAGACUUUAUAUCUACAGAAGAAGAGGAUAACACCAGUAAAAAAAUAAGACUUGAUGUACCCACAGAAGACUAAAUUAAGACAUAAUAUUUUGUUAUAUUUACUAAAUAAUAUAAUAAUAUCUAAAAAGUUGA
Molecule: messenger RNA, 2409 nt
Organism: Rhopalosiphum padi (bird cherry-oat aphid)
Lineage: Eukaryota; Metazoa; Arthropoda; Insecta; Hemiptera; Aphididae
Gene: Pus7
Product: pseudouridylate synthase 7 homolog
Exons: 12
Coding region: 395-2350 (651 amino acids)
Biological process (GO): pseudouridine synthesis
Cellular component (GO): nucleus
Molecular function (GO): RNA binding; pseudouridine synthase activity
Source: RefSeq, a predicted model, not a curated record